Messenger RNA from Prosopis cineraria, 887 nucleotides. RefSeq names its product iron-sulfur assembly protein IscA-like 1, mitochondrial. The coding region runs from base 98 to 511 and encodes 137 amino acids. NCBI's taxonomy places the organism in Eukaryota, Viridiplantae, Streptophyta, Magnoliopsida, Fabales, Fabaceae. Gene Ontology annotation, biological process: iron-sulfur cluster assembly. The record is from RefSeq and is a predicted model, not a curated record. The transcript is spliced from 3 exons. Gene Ontology annotation, molecular function: 2 iron, 2 sulfur cluster binding. Gene Ontology annotation, cellular component: cytoplasm; mitochondrion.
CUGACGAAUUAGUUAGAGCAUAGGGACGGAGUUAAGAAAGAAAGAAAGAAGGAAGGGGGGUUGAAUUGGAGGGCUGAGGGAAAUUUGUAAAGGAUUAAUGGCUUCCAAGGCAAUGGCGGUCGCAGCAGAAAAAAUUGGAACGGCGUUCCGACGUCAAGCCGUGACCCUAACCGAUGCUGCUGCCUUGCGAAUACGCUACUUGCUACAGCAGCGUCAGAGGCCGUUCCUGAAGCUUGGUGUCAAGGCUCGCGGUUGUAAUGGCUUGACAUACACCCUGAAUUACGCAGAUGAAAAGGGGAAAUUUGAUGAGUUGGUUGAGGAUAAGGGUGUGAAGAUAUUGAUUGAUCCAAGGGCUCUCAUGCAUGUUAUUGGGACUAAAAUGGAUUUUGUAGAUGACAAGCUAAGAUCUGAGUUCAUUUUUAUAAAUCCAAACUCUAAAGGUCAGUGUGGUUGCGGUGAAUCUUUUAUGACGACAGCCAGUUCUGGAGCUGCUAAGCCAGGAAAUAGUUGAAAGUGCUAUGUAACGUCAGGGUUGAUCCACGCUUAUGAAGCCACUCUUUCAUGACAAGUUUGUUGAACAUAAAGCUAAUUACGUUUUUUUUUUAUACGAAGGAAAAAAAGGCUAAUUGCUUUCUGUAAUUUUGUCAGAGAAUAAGGAAAUUGAAGGCUUAUGCACUUAAGAACAGGACGCAGACAUGGCUUCAUUGUUUCAGUAUACAGAUACAUAGUCCUCUGAACAUUGUGCUGAUAAGGCUUAGUGCAGCAGUUUUGUACUAUCAUGUAAUUCGUUUAUGUGAUUCUGAUUGUUAAUGUAAAGUUUUUUUUUUUUUUUGGGAUUAUGAAACAUGGUAUAAUAUGUAGCCAAGUUAUGAAAAUAAUUUAAACUA